UCGAUUUCCAUGGAAGAUGGCGGCAACAAUUCGAAGGCUUUGUUUCGACUCCGCGCUUUCUUGUGGAGAAAGGAACCGAUUUCUCUGUGAUUCUGCGUCUUCAACUCCUCCAAGCUUCGUCUCUUUCAAGUGUCUCUCCUUCUCUGCUGCUCUCUCGUUGAGCGUCGUUCCCAAUGUCAAAGAAUCGUUGUCACAGAGCGCUCGGGAGAGAUCAAUUCGUCAUGGAUCCGUAACUUGCAUGGCCAAAAGAUAUGCUCCUAACACUACGAAGAGAAAGAGGUUGAGUAGGAAGAGGGGUGGUGAUCCAGAAAAGAAAAAGAAGACAAGGAGGAAAGGGGGAAGGAAAGAUUUCAAAAUAAUCCGACUCUCCUCAACCGCUGGGACUGGUUUUUUCUAUGCCAAGAAAAAAAGCAGGAAGAUGGCUGAUAAGAUUGAGCUCCAGAAAUUUGACCCUCUUGCAAAACGACAUGUUCUGUUCACUGAAGUCAAAAAUUGCAGAGAAAAAGAGGGAAAAGAAGGAAAGUAAGUGAGAGUGGAGUUGGAAAAGUUGGGUGGUGCGCAGCGCAAGGACCGAUGUGAGUUUUUCUCUACUCUUCACGCCUACUCCAUCUUUCAUGCACGUGUCUCGCCAAUUAUUUCCUUUUCUCUUCAAUAAAAAAAUAUUGGAUUUUCCUAAUUAAGAUAAAUGAUA
Cucurbita pepo subsp. pepo (vegetable marrow) is the source of this 691-nucleotide messenger RNA. RefSeq lists its product as uncharacterized. The record is from RefSeq and is a predicted model, not a curated record. Gene Ontology annotation, molecular function: structural constituent of ribosome. Gene Ontology annotation, cellular component: large ribosomal subunit; ribosome. NCBI's taxonomy places the organism in Eukaryota, Viridiplantae, Streptophyta, Magnoliopsida, Cucurbitales, Cucurbitaceae. Gene Ontology annotation, biological process: translation.